Molecule: messenger RNA, 2426 nt
Organism: Danio aesculapii
Lineage: Eukaryota; Metazoa; Chordata; Actinopteri; Cypriniformes; Danionidae
Gene: sstr2a
Product: somatostatin receptor 2a
Exons: 2
Coding region: 445-1584 (379 amino acids)
Biological process (GO): cellular response to glucocorticoid stimulus; cellular response to estradiol stimulus; neuropeptide signaling pathway
Cellular component (GO): neuron projection; membrane
Molecular function (GO): neuropeptide binding; somatostatin receptor activity
Source: RefSeq, a predicted model, not a curated record
GUCUGAUGUUACCUCACUGAUAGUAUCCCGCUCUAACUGAAAACACCAAAGGAAUUCGAAUGUCGCGUUCCAAAAAUUCGUUUCCGUGACUUCAAACAGAGCUUUUUGAAGUUUGGAAUGCGUCGUUCGAUUUUUUUGAAUAUCUUCCGGAGAACUAACGGUCAUUUGUUAUCUGAGGAGAACUGCCGGUGUCCUGACGCACAGACGGACACGCGCGCGCGGGCUUAUCAGGAGGUGUCAAAUAAUACUGUCGCGUAUUCUUACUCGGAUUUCGCACUCGCUCGCACACUUUUGGGGUAAUAUUAUGGUGGUCGAUGGAAGUAUGUGAAGCUGUCAUAUUCCAGGAAUGGAUCUCCAGAGGUGUCCCAUAACUACAGGUUUCAUAUUAAACUGCAGACUGCUCUCUCUUCACAAGGCUUUUCCUGGCGAAUAAACACCGCCAAAAUGGACACAUGGACGUUUAUGCCCAAUUCCAACCUGUCCCUCCCCGACCGCCUGCUCAAUGACAGUUUUUUCCCCGGGAAUGAGUCUGACUUUGGUCUGGAGAUUUACCCUCCCAAUGGCACUCACCCUGGCUUUGACCACACCGGUUCGGUGGUCAUCACAUUUGUGUACUUCGUAGUCUGCGCAGUGGGACUCUGUGGGAACGCGCUGGUGAUUUACGUCAUCCUACGCUACGCCAAAAUGAAGACAGUCACGAAUAUCUACAUCUUAAACCUGGCGGUGGCGGAUGUGCUGUGCAUGCUGAGCUUGCCAUUCAUUGCCAUUCAGCUCUCGCUUCUCCAUUGGCCUUUUGGAGCUGCUAUCUGCCGUGUCGUCCUAACCGUGGAUUCAAUGAACCAAUUCACCAGUAUCUUCUUUCUGACGGUCAUGAGCUUUGAUCGAUACCUUGCCGUAGUGCAUCCAAUCAAAUCCACCAAAUGGCGAAAGCCACGAAUGGCCAAAACCAUUAGUUUAGGCAUGUGGAGUGUAUCUCUCCUGGUCAACCUACCGAUUAUGAUCUACAGCGGGGUGAAUGCUAAAAAAAACGAAGCCAGGACGUGUACCAUGUUGUGGCCGGAGCCGCAAAACACCUAUUACACCGCUUUCAUAUUCUACACAUUCUUCCUGGGGUUUUUCUUGCCACUGAUAGUCAUUUCAAUGUGCUACCUGCUUAUCGUGAUAAAAGUGAAGUCCUCUGGCAUGCGAGUGGGAUCCACUAAAAGAAAGCGAUCUGAGCGGAAGGUCACCCGGAUGGUGUCUAUUGUUGUGGUGGUGUUUGUCCUCUGCUGGCUGCCUUUUUACGUCUUCAAUGUUACGUCUGUGACUGGAACCGUUCCUACAACACCUGUGCUUAAGAGCACAUUUGACUUUGUGGUGGUUUUGGGUUACGCCAACAGUUGCGCCAAUCCCAUCCUCUACGCAUUCCUGUCGGACAACUUUAAGAAGAGUUUCCAAAAUGUGUUGUGUCUGAAAAGAGUCGGGGGGUUGGAUGAGAUCGACCGAAGUGACAGUCGACAGGACAGGACUCGAAUGGUCAACGAUAUCAUGACGGAAACGCAUAACGCCGCGCUGCUCAAUGGAGAUCUGCAGACAAGCAUCUGAGGAGAUUAUGUCUUAGACAAUAACAAAUGACCUGUUAGAAACUCUCAUCUGCAGGUGAGAUUUAUUGUAUUUAAAGAUCAAUGUUUAUUUGGCCGGCCACCCAAACCACGUGAGCAAUUCCAUGCAAAUGUCAACCUUGGCAUGAAAAUAGCCAAAUUAGCGAACAUUUUUCGUGCAGGUUUGUCUUUUACAGAACUGUAAAAGCUUUGUCAAUGUUUUCAAACUAUUAUAUUUGAUUUACCAAAGUCAAACAAGUGGCAAUUUCACAUCCGUCACAUCUAUAAUGGAGAGAUGUCACAUCCAUAACCAAGCUUUUUCCCUCAUAAAUGUCAAUAAAAUAAAAUCCAUCAUGUUUGUUCUGUGGAAAGCCAACUCUUAUCCUCUUGAUUAGCGUAAUUUCUUUUGGGUUGUGCAGUUUAAUUCACAGAAUUUCUACAAAGUAUGUUGUAUACUGUAAACCAGGGGUCACCAAACUUGUUCCUGGAGUGCCGGUGUCCUGCAGAUUUUAGCUCCAACUGUAAUCAAACACACCUGAACAAGCUAAUCAAGGUCUUACUAGGUAUACUUGAAACAUCCAGGCAGGUGUCUUGAGCCAAGUUGGAGCUAAAUCCUGCAGGGACACCGGCCCUCCAGGACUGAGAUUGGUGACCCCUGCUGUAAACUCACUAACUUUUUUGGUCACAUCAUAACGCAUGUUUAUUUCCCUCAAUUAAAAUAUAAAAAUAUGUUCUAGGGUAGUCGCGAUACUGGAAUUUGGUACCAUUUGGUACUGAAAUUUUAAAAAACGUCCAUUUACAAUUAACAUUUGAGAGCGUUCCUAAACAGCGCUGAUUGGCCAUUGU